AUGAGCAUCUGGGACCAGGCCGACAUAGUUAAGAUCAGCGACGCCGAGCUGGAGUUCCUGACCAGGGAGGACUCUGUGGAAGAUGAGGUUGCCAUGAAGCUCCUCCUGAUCACCAUCGGGGACAAGGUGGCUACCCCCAAGCAGAUCAGAGAACUGAUGAAGGUUGACGAGCUCACCAAUGAUGAAGUGAAGAGCCAUUUGCAGAAAUAUCGGCUACAUACUCGAAGGGUGCCGAAUGCUUCGGCGGCAGUGAACCGUCCUGUUGUCGUUAUGGGAGAUUUAUGGGUUCCCCAUGAGCACUAUUUUGCUUCACAGAAGAGUGCUUCCCAGUCUGGUUCUCCCCAAACCCCUCUUCAACUAGCUGGUGCUGGCCACACAAUCUCCAUUAUUGCUGGAGAUAGCUGCGAGGAAGAAGAUGGGAAAUCGGAGAGCUACAGCUGGAAAUGA
Phoenix dactylifera (date palm) is the source of this 447-nucleotide messenger RNA. The record is from RefSeq and is a predicted model, not a curated record. NCBI's taxonomy places the organism in Eukaryota, Viridiplantae, Streptophyta, Magnoliopsida, Arecales, Arecaceae.